This is a messenger RNA of Trematosphaeria pertusa, 719 nucleotides long. RefSeq lists its product as uncharacterized. The transcript is spliced from 3 exons. The record is from RefSeq and is a predicted model, not a curated record. Bases 42 to 719 code for a protein of 225 amino acids. NCBI's taxonomy places the organism in Eukaryota, Fungi, Ascomycota, Dothideomycetes, Pleosporales, Trematosphaeriaceae.
CCACGAAGCCUAGCCAGGCGGUUUUAAACUGCUCUUCCAUCAUGAGACUUUUGAACAUCAAUACCUUUGAACUCCACAAGUUCGACAAAGAAAUUCCACCGUACGCAAUUCUAUCCCAUACGUGGGGCAACGAAGAAGUCACAUUCGGCAUGCAAGCACAACCAGCUCUAAAGAACACUAGCAGAAACAGGCUUCAAGUUCUCAAAGUAAAGGGGUUCUGCAAUCUUGCCCACGAUGCAGGCUAUGAAUGGGGAUGGAUAGACACAUGCUGCAUCGACAAGUCUUCGCCGGCCGAGGAGUCCAAAGCCAUCAAAAGUGGUACAGCCGGGGAUCUGGAGGACUGCCGCUGGUUUACGCGAGGGUGGGCUCUACAGGGGAUGAUCGCCCCCAAGGUGGUAAAAUUCUAUAAUAAGGAUUGGGAAUACCUGGGCUCCAAAUCCGAUGACCAUAUGCAAGACCGCCUAAAUCGGAUCACGGGCGUUGACAAGCGCGCCCUGCGCGGCGGCCACCUGUGCUUAUUUAGCGCAGCGAGGAAGAUGUCAUGGGCAUCAAAACGCAAUACUAAGUUAGACGAGGACAUAGCGUACUGCCUGCUGGGCAUCUUCGACAUCUCGAUGCCCAUGCUGUACGGGGAGGGGAACAAGGCGUUCAUCCGGUUACAAGAAGAAAUCGUCAAGCAGUAUGACGACGAGUCACUCUUCGCGUGGAAGACUAACUAA